This is a messenger RNA of Aspergillus pseudotamarii, 1990 nucleotides long. RefSeq names its product fungal specific transcription factor domain-containing protein. The transcript has 4 exons. Gene Ontology annotation, cellular component: chromatin. Lineage: Eukaryota; Fungi; Ascomycota; Eurotiomycetes; Eurotiales; Aspergillaceae. Gene Ontology annotation, molecular function: zinc ion binding; DNA-binding transcription factor activity, RNA polymerase II-specific; RNA polymerase II cis-regulatory region sequence-specific DNA binding. The coding region runs from base 1 to 1782 and encodes 593 amino acids. Gene Ontology annotation, biological process: DNA-templated transcription; regulation of transcription by RNA polymerase II. The record is from RefSeq and is a predicted model, not a curated record.
AUGGACCUUCUCAGAGGGCUCCAAAACUUGACGUCGGUGAACAUGUAUCGGCGGGACUCCCAAGUGCACAAGUUGCCCCGGAGUGAAGCCGAGGCAACGAAUGCGAUACAUGUCACGGUAACUCCAGCUUUGUCCGCGGACGACCUCAUUGACUUUGCGAGCUGGUUCAGUGUCCCUGCUGAUAAUGAUCUCUGGCCGGAUCUCACGUGCUACGAACAGGACCUAUCCAUGGUAGAUGUUGUUCGACCAUCGGUCACGGAAGGGUCGUCGUUGCUGAAGCCCUGGGAUGUACAACUGCGCAAUUCCUUUCUACCACAAUCUAACAUUGCUGAACUUUACAGACGAAAUCAGGUCCCAGAAAUUGACAAAGAUGCCGUCGAACCGAGACAUUACGACCCAGGCAGCGCGGAAUUUGACGCCCAGCUGGUCUUCCCGGAUAUGACUGACAUUCCUCAUGAGGAUAUCGAGGCAGAGAACCUCGCUCAUGUUGAAGAGGUCCCAGCUGAGCUGACAAAUACUGUAUUUGAACUUGCCAAUGAUAUGCAAUAUAAGUCAAAUUACCCCCAAUUCAUCGAAUUACGGAUCCCGCCAGUACCUGUGCUGAAUGCUUGGGUUCAGCUGUACUUUGAACAUUUCCAUCCAAUGUUUCCUGUUCUGCAUAAGCCCACCUUCUCUACUUCUAGAGCAAAUCCCUUUCUAGUCCUCGCAGUUGCCGCUAUCGGUGCUCACUUUUCCGACAUAAAAGGUGCGCAGCGGUGCCUUCGAGCGAUGCAUGAGCUGACACGGCGCUAUACAUCCUAUACGCUUAUUGAUGCAGCGUAUGACUAUAGCUUUGACCUAUGCACUACUAUGAGGGCAGACGAACUGCAAAACUGCUUCCCUCAGCCAGAAGAUCGCUGGGAUGCUUCCAAUGCUCAGGUCUGGGCGACCUUUGGAGAAGAGAAUGGCUCCGUUAAAAACAUAACUCUAGGCCAGGUGAUCAAAGACAAGAUGUGGCGAUAUGCUUGGUCGAAAUCUGGAACCCUGGGAAAGCAAACGAUCUUGCAAUAUUUGGCAAAUGUUGUCAAUGACAAAGAUUUCAUGUCGCCUGCGUCGCCUAGUUUCUCACUUGAGCACAGGCAUGCUGCUUUAGAAGCCCUAGAGACCCUGCUCGAGGAAACAGGAGAUCAAGGCUACGGGCAUUCAUUGUCUGAAGUGAAGGCGUCGGCUGCCCAUCGUGUCAUGAUCCUUUCGGCACUGACACUUUAUCAUACACCAACAUCGCAUAUCGUACCUCUAGCUAUCAAAGUGAUUUACGGGAAGAUGAACGAUGACUCCUGGAUGCUGACUAUCGACCGAUGGUGCAACUCGUCCUGCCAAGGGCGGAUGGGUGCCCUAUAUGCAGCUCAUGUCUUUGAGACAGUCAGGUCGGCCCGUUGUAUCCAUUUCAUGACCCCAGUGCUUCUCCUGAGAGCAGUUCUUGUGUUGUGGCUGUACUCAACAAUUCAUGACCAGCUAAGACAGGGUCGUGAAUACCAACUAGAGAUGCCUUCAGUUGUACUAGAUCUCAAAAGUCUCGAUACACCAGCUACUAAGCAAUGGAUCGCGAACGGGUCCGGAUGUAUCAAACUUCCGGGGAUUAGCAACCUUCUGAGUCGGCAGGGCCGACGCAAAACACUUGCAGACGCCAUCGUGGUCAUGCGUUCUCUGAAAGCGUGGGGCAUCAGCAGUAUGUAUGCACAGUUACUGGAACGGCUACGACUAGUCGAAGACAUAAACCCGGCAGAGCUUGAAACAAUCUGAUUACGAAAGACUAUUUGAUCCUAUUCGAAGUACUACGAUGCUACAAUGACCUGUACGUGUUUCUACCUCGGAAGUAUGCUUCGUUGAACACGUUGAGUGUUUGCACCACUCUUGGAAGCUCCAACGCAGCCUCCGCCUUCACAUUGCAGACUUUCUAAUCACGCUCCUCACCUCCAGAAUGGUGACUCGAAUGCAUCGUGUUGAGAUA